GGAAUCUCCUCGUUCCACUGUCUUCUUACGAAGAAACUUGGGUUUGUGCGUGGCUUUGCCUUCGGCAUUGUAUGCCGGCUUCUUGUACGUCAUGGAUUUUGAUGGUGAUUGGAAACGAGUGGCUGCAAAACACCGAAUUGCUAAGGAGGAAACAAAAAAAUUCAUUGAUGACGAGAGGAAGUCAAGGGAGGAAUUGGAACGUUCUAUUACGAG
Messenger RNA from Striga hermonthica, 213 nucleotides. NCBI's taxonomy places the organism in Eukaryota, Viridiplantae, Streptophyta, Magnoliopsida, Lamiales, Orobanchaceae. The record is from the annotation of a GenBank genome assembly.